This is a messenger RNA of Amoebophrya sp. A25, 217 nucleotides long. NCBI's taxonomy places the organism in Eukaryota, Dinophyceae, Syndiniales, Amoebophryaceae. The record is from the annotation of a GenBank genome assembly.
UCUUCAUUGAGAGCUGCUGGUCGCGUAGGCAGAAGUGGUUCGUCUCCGGCAGCGCGUUCAGGAUCACCUCCAUCUACACCGAUAGCGCUACCAGCACCUACAACACUGAACAAGAAAGUAAAUCCACUUGAGGCUGAUCAGAACCUUGUGCCAGCAAUACUUCUUGAACUCGAGCGAUGUGAUGAGGACUUGCAAACGCUUUCGCACGUUAUCACUC